This is a messenger RNA of Ziziphus jujuba (common jujube), 685 nucleotides long. RefSeq names its product transmembrane emp24 domain-containing protein p24delta9. Gene Ontology annotation, biological process: intracellular protein transport; endoplasmic reticulum to Golgi vesicle-mediated transport; Golgi organization. The transcript has 5 exons. The coding region runs from base 1 to 591 and encodes 196 amino acids. Gene Ontology annotation, cellular component: Golgi apparatus; endoplasmic reticulum-Golgi intermediate compartment; endoplasmic reticulum. The record is from RefSeq and is a predicted model, not a curated record. Lineage: Eukaryota; Viridiplantae; Streptophyta; Magnoliopsida; Rosales; Rhamnaceae.
AUGAGGGUCAGCUAUGGCUACGACGGCCACACUUUCGAUUUUUAUCCGAAGCUCAUCGAAGGCUGGUCUCUCUCACUGGUCUCUCCCGCUGGUAUCUCUGGCCAGAUCAACCCCAACGAGGGUCAUCCUCUUCCUGAUUCCCACAAGCUCACACUCCGGGUAACUUCGCAAUAUGGGAAUACCCUUCACUCUGCGGACCACCAGGAUUCAGGGCAAUUCUCAUUUGCCACUGCGGAGGCCGGAAGUUACAUGACUUGCUUCUUUGCCCCUGAUCACAAGCCCGAGACCUCGUUGACUGUUGAUUUUGAUUGGAGGACUGGGGUUUCUGCUCAAGAUUGGUCCAAUGUUGCUAAGAAAGGCUCUGUUGAGCUAAUGGAAUUGGGGCUGAAGAAAAUGUUGGAUACUGUUACUACCAUUCAUGGGGAAAUGUUCCAUCGUCAUUUAAAAGAGGAAGAAAUGCAGGAGCUCAACAAAUCAACUAGCACCAAAAUGACCGUGUUUACUCUUCUCUCAAUUGUUAUUUGCUUGUUGGUGGCAGGAAUGCAGUUAUGGCACUUGAAGACCUUUUUUGAGAAAAAGAAGCUCAUUUAAAUUUGAGUGGGUUUCAAGUUUCAUGUCAUUUAUCUUGUGCUCUUGUAAAUUAUUUGCAUGUAUAUAUAAAUAUAUAAAUUUACAAAUUUAAUUA